This is a messenger RNA of Synchiropus splendidus (mandarinfish), 994 nucleotides long. RefSeq lists its product as uncharacterized. The coding region runs from base 14 to 850 and encodes 278 amino acids. The transcript is spliced from 4 exons. Lineage: Eukaryota; Metazoa; Chordata; Actinopteri; Syngnathiformes; Callionymidae. Gene Ontology annotation, cellular component: nucleosome. The record is from RefSeq and is a predicted model, not a curated record. Gene Ontology annotation, molecular function: structural constituent of chromatin; DNA binding; protein heterodimerization activity.
UUUCCAAGCUAUCAUGAGUGGAAGAGGCAAAACCGGCGGCAAGUCCCGCGCCAAGGCCAAGUCCCGCUCCUCCAGAGCCGGACUCCAGUUCCCUGUCGGUCGUGUCCACAGGCUGCUCAGGAAGGGCAACUACGCUCAGCGCGUCGGUGCCGGCGCCCCCGUCUACCUGGCGGCGGUGCUGGAGUAUCUGACCGCUGAGAUCCUGGAGCUGGCUGGAAACGCCGCCCGCGACAACAAGAAGACCAGGAUCAUCCCCCGCCACCUGCAGCUGGCUGUCCGCAACGAUGAGGAGCUCAACAAGCUGCUCGGAGGAGUCACCAUCGCUCAGGGCGGAGUGCUGCCCAACAUCCAGGCGGUUCUGCUGCCCAAGAAGACCGAGAAGCCCGCCAAGGCCAAAGGCAGACUGUAUUUAAAAAUGAGCGGAAGAGGCAAAACAGGAGGAAAAGCCCGCGCUAAAGCCAAGACCCGUUCGUCACGCGCCGGUCUUCAAUUCCCUGUCGGUCGUGUUCACAGGCUGCUCAGGAAGGGCAACUAUGCACAGCGUGUCGGUGCCGGCGCCCCCGUCUACCUGGCGGCUGUGCUGGAGUAUCUGACCGCUGAAAUCCUGGAGCUGGCUGGAAACGCCGCCCGCGACAACAAGAAGACCAGGAUCAUCCCCCGCCACCUGCAGCUGGCUGUCCGCAACGACGAGGAGCUUAACAAGCUGCUCGGAGGAGUCACCAUCGCUCAGGGCGGAGUGCUGCCCAACAUCCAGGCGGUUCUGCUGCCGAAAAAGACCGAGAAGCCCGCCAAGGCCAAGUCCGAGGGUGGAGGGCGGUCCCAACGAGACUUUAACUCUUUCCUCCAAUGAAAUAUGGAGUUUGUGGCUAGGUUGAUGUUGGAGGCGGAGGUAGUGGCCAACGAGCCUUUUCUGUGUGGAUGCACGAGCGAGAUCUUCACUGGGAACAGCUCAUUGUUUGCCACUGAAGUAGAUAAUCUAAUCACUAAAUGACAA